Molecule: messenger RNA, 2838 nt
Organism: Teleopsis dalmanni
Lineage: Eukaryota; Metazoa; Arthropoda; Insecta; Diptera; Diopsidae
Product: myb-like protein P
Exons: 3
Coding region: 589-2775 (728 amino acids)
Cellular component (GO): membrane
Molecular function (GO): hexosyltransferase activity
Source: RefSeq, a predicted model, not a curated record
AGCAAUUUUACGAUCAAUGUCGUUAACAAGUUCACAAUUAAAAUUACUUAAGACCAGGAAAAGCAGAGUAACUUAAGUAAAUAAAAUUAGAAUUAGUACCGUCUAACCACAGCAACUAUUUGAGAUUGUUUGCAAUGUGAUUCGCUUAAACAAGCAACCAAUAUACUGAUAUACCAAUAUUUAAAUCACUCACCCAAGUUCAUGUUUGGUUUGAAAUUUAAGAGACACUAACAUUCCGGUUUUUACACUUGAAUAUUUGAAAUUUAGUCUGUGACUAGUGACUACGCAGCGAUAUACUUUUGUUGAUAGUCAAAAACUGAACCACGGACCAGUGUCUUACCUAGUGUCGUUUUUACGUUUUUAGAUGAUAAGUUAAGCUAAGGAAACAUAACAUAUACUCCAUAAAUACUAGAUGAUAAAUAUUGAAAGAAACGAGAUUAAUUAUACAACAGAAAUUAUUAGGUAUAAGCAUCAGUGUAACUACAAUAAUACAAACCUCAUACUAACAUUAGAAGCAACUACUCAAUAUCUUCAUCGUUGUCAUUGUCAUAAUAAUCACCAACGGUUACAGCAACGGCAACAAUUAUAAUGGGCAGUAUACAUAACACCAGAAUUUUACGUUUUUUAUUAGUUUUAUGCGCUGUGGUUCUAACAAUUUUCAUAUAUGCCUCAUACUCAUCGAAUACUUCAUUAUCGCCGGCGCACAUGCGCGUAGCUGGUUCACCAUCAGCAAUGUCAGCAUCGGCGGCACUGUCAUCAUCAGUAGGUAAUAUAGAACAGACCAAUACAAAUAGCAAUAUCAACCAACAACAACAACAACAACAACAACAACAAUCUUAUGUGGCAGCAUUAAUAAAAAAUUAUAAUAAAAGUAACGAAGCAAACUUUUAUGCCGAAAACAAAAGUCCAAAUAAAUAUAAAUUAAACGGAAGUAAUGGGAGUAAUGGUUACAGUCACAAUUCAAUACAAACAAAUGGUAAUGAUAAACAUUACAAAAAAGAUAACCAAAUCUCCGCUGCGGCAGUAGCAGCCGCGGCUGGAGCAUCGCCAUAUAUCUUCAAGAAACAACAUUACCGUGAGCCAACAAUUGAUGAAGAUGCUGGUGGCGGUGGAGGUGGUGGUGGUAGUGCUUCUGCUGCAGCUGCAGAUGGCAGCGGUAUUGAGCGGUCGGUUGAUGUUAAAGCAGCUAUGAAUAGUUUAGAUGCUGCAGUGCCAGAUGAAACAGCUUUAGAACGUUUUGCAAAUAAUGAAUUGUUGGACGAACAGCAAUAUGGCCAAAAUAUUGAUAAUACGCUGGGCAAUAUAAAUAACUUGAGCGUUGUUAGCAUUGUACAAACUCAAAAACAGUUGCAACAACAACAACAACAACUAAUACAACAACAACAGCAAGACGGAAAAGAACAAGAUCAACAACAACAUAUACAAAUAGUCGAUAAUAAUUUCAACAAAAUACUAGACUCAGAUGUGUUAAUACCCACAUCGAAUCUACAAAAAUUUAUUGAGAAUGCAGAUAAAAUAUUGAAAAAUAUCACAGCGAUACCACCAGCAGCCCCAGUACCGGUAGUUGCUACAGCAACAGCUACUGCAUCAGUAUCCGCUUCAGUAUCAGCACCUGCCAUAGGUGCACCAGUCACAUUAAUAAAAUCAACGGAUAAAAGUUCUGUCAAAUCAAAAGUUCUAGAAAAGAAGUCAUCACAACAAUCUCCCAGUGUCAUUGUAAAAACAAACCCCAGUGAAGAAAACAAAUCUAAAAAUGUAGCUGAUGCAAAUGAUAAUAGUGAGGCACUUCCACCGUCUGUUGUCAUGGCUAUAAAACGUACCGGGGCCGUCCCAGAAUCAGCUGUUGCCAUAACUACAAAGACAAAUGCAGUUACAAAUAACAAGUCAAAAAUAUCACCAAAAACAAAUUCAACUACAGUCAGAGCAGCUGUCGAUCCUACUCAAGGCAUACCAACUGAACAAAUAUACGAGCACGGCCAUAUAAACGAAGAAAUUGAUAUUGAAAAGAUUUGCCCGAAUGGGGGCGCUGACUUAAAACUACUAAUACUCAUAACGUCCGCACAAGGGCAUGCCGAGGCACGUUUGGCUAUUCGUCAAACAUGGGGACACUAUGGAACAAGGCGUGAUGUAUCGAUUGCUUUUAUGCUCGGAAGCAAUACGAACGAAACUCUCAACUUAGCUUUAACUCAUGAGAAUUUUAUAUAUGGCGAUUUAAUACGCGGUCAUUUUGUAGAUUCAUAUAACAAUUUAACUUUGAAAACCAUUUCUGCUUUGGAAUGGGUGGAUGAACAUUGUUCCCGUGCCAAAUAUUUGCUUAAAACCGAUGAUGACAUGUUUAUAAAUGUACCGAAGUUAUUAGCAUUUCUUGAUGGUCAUUCAAAGGAGAAACGUGUUAUUUAUGGACGUUUGGCAAAAAAAUGGAAACCCAUACGGAAUAAGAAGUCAAAAUAUUAUGUUUCGACGGGGCAAUUUGGUGCACCUGUCUUUCCGCCGUUUAAUACGGGUCCUGCCUAUGUGAUGACAACUGAUAUCGUCCAUGAAUUAUAUACACGUUCAUUACAUCAGGUUUAUCUAAAACUUGAAGAUGUAUUUACGACAGGAAUUGUGGCGCAGCAAUUGGGUAUUAAGCGCGUGCAUGUGAAUGAGUUCCUUAAUAGGCGCAUCGCAUUCAAUCCAUGCAAUAUACGUAAAUCAAUCAGUGUACACAUGAUCAAGGCCAAUGAACAAUUUGAUUUGUGGAAGAAACUACUGGACCAGACAACCAAGUGUAAAUAGUAUUUUAGGUUUAUACAUUAAAUUUUAAUUUUUAGUUUAAGUAUUAAAAGUUUUAAAUUUUAU